GCCUGGCUUUCAUGACGUCACGCAUACAAAUGAAAAUCCCUGCCUGACGCCAUUGAGAAAACUAGGUGGCCAUUUUAGCUGAAGGUAAAAAUGAGACAAACAUCAAGAUGUAGUAGGGACUUUUAAGCUGUCACCUGUCCAACGAGCCGCCGCAUUCAAAUUUUAUUCUCCAAUAACUAGGAUCACACUCAAAGAUGGUGUCGUCUGGCCACAUUUCGCAUUCUGUUCAUCUUUCGGCUGUAGCCAUUUCCGGCAUAGCUUUUGGCUGCUUUGUUUUCCUGGCCGCCAUGACGGCAGUGGCCUACAAAUGUUAUCGUCGACGCGUCAUGCAAAAUGCCCAGAAUCGCCUGUCGUCGGCUAUCAAGAAGGGGCUCCAAGAAAGCAACUCCGGCAGUUUCAAGAAAAACAUGAACGUCCGCACGAGCACCAAAGUGAUGAAGUCCAAGGGCACCAGUCCCAUCACUCCGCCGGGGGGCGAGGCGGGUCUGGAUCGGAUCCCAAUGAUGGGUUUCUCCACCGGUCACCCCGCCGAUCAGCCCCAUUGCGUCAAAGCUGAGAUGUGCUUAGAGAACGAAAAAGACGGAGCCACCCCUGAGAAAGAAGAAGUGCAGAGAGAGCGUAACGUCCUCUCCCCUGACCGCCCGACCAAGCUGGGCAACUUGACCUUCUCUGUGGACCACGACCAACAGAAGUGCGCCCUCAUCGUCAGCAUUGUGAAAGCCGACGACCUGCCGCCCAGGGACCCCAGCCUCGGGGGAUGCGACCCCUACGUCAAGCUGCAGCUGCUGCCGGAGAAGAAGCACAAGUGUAAGACCCGGGUCCUGCGCAAGACCCUCUCCCCGUGCUACGACGAGACGUUCACCUUCUACGGCGUGACCAGCAACCAGAUCGCCAACACCACGCUCCACUUCGUCGUCCUCAGCUUCGACCGGUUCUCGCGAGACGAGAUCAUCGGAGAGGUCAUUUACCCCCUGUCUGAGACGGAUGUCGAGACAAAGGAGCAGUCCAUCACAAGGGACAUCACCCCGCGACAUCUCAAGUUCCGUAACCAGGGACGCGGCGAGCUCCUGGUCUCCCUGUGCUACCAGCCGGCUGCCAACAGACUGGGGGUUGUUGUCCUCAAGGCCAGGAACUUACCCAAGAUGGACAUCACUGGACUGUCAGAUCCCUAUGUCAAGAUCUACCUGCUGUAUAAUGGCCAACGGAUCGCCAAGAAGAAGACGCACGUGAAGAAGCGAACCCUGAACCCUGUGUUCAACGAAUCUUUUCUCUUCGACGUUCCGUAUAACGAAGGGCUGCAGAAUAUUUCUCUGGAACUGCUGGUCCUGGACUGGGAUCGCAUGACCAAAAAUGAGGUCGUUGGUCGUCUGGAGAUCGGCUCCAAAUGUGAAGGACAGGAAGCCACGCACUGGACUGAGGUCAUCAACUGCCCCCGGAAGCAGAUAGCCGAGUGGCACAAACUCCAAGACUAAUCCCACGUGACUGGCCGGCGACUGCAGCUCCACCAUAUCAAUCGUUGUUUUCAUUUUUUGGCGAUCAGUUCAGGCCAGCAUGGUUAAUCUUGGAAGAACAAUCUCAGUAGUCUACAAGGUGUAGAUCUAUCCCAUUGAGUAGAGAUUGGUAGAUCUAUCCCACUAACUAGAGAUGGGUAGAUCUAUCCCAUUGAGUAGAGAUUGGUAGAUCUAUCCCAUCGAGUCUAGAUGGGUAGAUCUAUCCAUCGAGUCUAGAUGGGUAGAUCUAUCUCAUCGAGUCUAGAUUGGUAGAUCUAUCCCAUUAGUCAAGAUGGGUAUAUCUAUCCAUCGAGUCUAGAUGGGUAGAUCUAUCCAUCGAGUCUAGAUGGGUAGAUCUAUCCAUCGAGUCUAGAUUGGUAGAUCUAUCCCAUUAGUCAAGAUGGGUAGAUCUAUCCAUCGAGUCUAGAUGGGUAGAUCUAUCCAUCGAGUCUAGAUGGGUAGAUCUAUCCCAUCGAGUAGAUGAUUGAUCAAACUGGCCUGACAAUGGACAUGUUCUUGACUCGUGCCAUCUCUGAUCCCCGCAGAGGCUGCAGGAAGCGGCCAUCAGCCAAGGACAUGUCUAUGUCGACAGAACAAUAUUGAUUUUUUUUUAUUUCUCUUUUAUUUUUAGUUGAAAAAAGGAAUCCAUUUGUAACCAUUUCAAUUCCAAAUCGUCAAGCACGGAACAUAAUUAUAAAAUCCUAGAUCUCACCUUAAACUUUUGAGAGGAAUCAAUUUCGCCAUACAACACAAUCUCCACCUCACACCUAACGUUAUUGUCCCAUAAAUUAGAAGGCGUUAACUAAUUUGGUCUAGACAAUCAGAAGCUGUUGUUGUUUCAGGCUGUUGAUGGCGGUAUAAGAGAUGUUGAGUCUGCAUAUAUUUUUGGUAGCUAAAUUUAGUUGAUGCUGAAAAAAAUUCUAGUUGUGUCUUUGGAAUAGGCCUCACUUGAUAGAUUUUGCGAUAAAACUCAAUAAACAAAUAAAUCAGUAGGCUACCCUAAAAAGCUGGUAUUUUAGUUUGGACUAUUGCUGUUUAUUAAGGUUUUUAAUUUUUUUUUAUUUAAGACGUAAUACAUUUUGUCGUCGAUACAUGGUCUACGUUUUGUGAUGUGUCGAUAUGAUUAUUAUAAUUCAUUGUGCCAUAUCAUUUUAAAUCUCGAAAAAUCUUAAUUAUGGCUGUACACUACCAAACAUGUAUCCUAAAUCUGGUCAGUUUCUUACAUCUGAUGUCAAACAAAAUGGGGAUCAAACUGAUAAGCCAUCUGGAACCAAAUAAAAGGCAUGUUGGUAUCAAGUAAAGGGGGGAAAAGUUUAUAUAUAUAUAUAUAUAUAUAUAUAUAUAUAUAUAUAUAUAUAUAUAUAUAUAAGGCAUAUAUAUAGCCUAUAUAUUAGAUCUGUAUGAUGUCGAUCUACAAUCAUAUUUAUUUGAGUAGGCCUGCAGUUGCAACCACUGGAGCUCUUAUCUAAAAAUGUUACUGAGCCAACAUUUCGGCCUGUUUGACCUGUUACUAAACGCUGUUGUAUUGUGAUGUCUUGUAGUUACUGUGGAGUUGUUAGACCUCAGUUUUUACAUAUCUUUGACACGAUCCUUUGAAAUAAAACACUUUAAAAAGGCGAUAUUGUUAGUUGAAGAGAAAAUUGGUUUCGUAUCUUAGGCAUUUUUUGUUUUACAUUUUGCACCAAAAAAGCUGGCUCUAAACUAUUUAAACAGAGCUCAAAAUUGGAAACAAACAUAUGUCGGCUUACACUACUUACAGGUCUAGUGAAAACAGCCGCUUACUGGGGCUUUUAAAAGGAGACAUUUUCUGAACACAUUAGUUGGGGAAAAUAUUGAAGAUUAAAGCUAGUGAAAUUGA
This is a messenger RNA of Physella acuta, 3348 nucleotides long. RefSeq names its product synaptotagmin-4. Gene Ontology annotation, cellular component: exocytic vesicle; axon; synapse. Gene Ontology annotation, biological process: vesicle fusion; calcium ion-regulated exocytosis of neurotransmitter. The record is from RefSeq and is a predicted model, not a curated record. Lineage: Eukaryota; Metazoa; Mollusca; Gastropoda; Physidae. Gene Ontology annotation, molecular function: clathrin binding; SNARE binding; calcium-dependent phospholipid binding.